UGCGGUGCCCACUUGUGUGGCAUGUGGCAGUUUAUUCUCAGGGAGCUCACGAAGCACCAGUAAUCAUUACACCUCUUUUACGAGGAGGAAAACUGAGUCCCAGAAAGGUCCAAGGUCACAUCCGCAGUAGCCUUGAAUCCUGAGACCUCGGGGUUGGAACCUUCCCGGACUCAUGCAAGUCCCUGCCUGUGGAGGGGGCGGCCGAGAGGCGCCAGACUUGCCAGCUGCCGCGGGAUGCCACGUGAGGGGCGGGGACCCUGCGGGGAAGUGAUUAAAAGCACAGUCGAGCCGCAGGGGGCCGCUGCGGGGAGGGUCUUCUUGGGGCCGCCUUGCCCCGCCCCAGUCCGGUAGUGGCUGGGGUUCGAGCCACUGCUCCGCAGGUCUGAGUGUACGGGGCAUGAGCGGGGUUUGGGGGGCCGGAGGGCCUCGGUGCCAGGCGGCGCUCGCGGUCCUGGCCUCUCUGUGCCGGGCCCGGCCACCCCCUCUCGGGCUGGACGUGGAGACUUGUCGGAGCUUCGAGCUGCAGCCCCCGGAGCAGAGUCCGAGCGCGGCCGACUCAGCUGUGCUGGAUGCCCAGGAGGAGCAAGGAGGCCUCCAGCCCCUCUUCUGCUAACCCUGCUUCAGAGACCCUCCCAAGUCCCAGCUCCAGACGCAACAUGGCAGAUAAGCUGAAGGACCCCAGUGCUCUGGGCUUCCUGGAGGCGGCUGUGAAGAUCAGCCACACUUCCCCAGAUAUCCCAGCAGAGGUGCAGAUGUCAGUCAAAGAGCACAUCAUGCGUCACACAAGGCUGCAGCGACAGACCACAGAACCAGCAUCAUCCACCAGACACACGUCCUUCAAGCGCCACCUGCCACGGCAAAUGCACGUCUCCAGUGUAGACUACGGUAACGAGCUUCCGCCGGCAGCCGAGCAGCCCACCUGCAUUGGCCGCAUCAAGCCUGAGCUCUACAAGCAGAAGUCAGUGGAUGGGGAUGAUGCCAAGUCUGAGGCCGCCAAGAGUUGUGGGAAGAUCAACUUCAGCCUCCGCUAUGACUACGAGAGUGAGACCCUGAUUGUGCGCAUCCUGAAGGCCUUUGACCUCCCUGCCAAGGACUUUUGUGGAAGCUCUGACCCUUAUGUCAAGAUCUACCUCCUACCCGACCGCAAGUGCAAGAUGCAGACCCGGGUGCACCGCAAGACCCUGAACCCCACCUUUGAUGAGAACUUCCACUUCCCCGUGCCCUAUGAGGAGCUGGCUGACCGCAAGCUGCAUCUCAGUGUCUUUGACUUUGACCGCUUCUCCCGCCAUGACAUGAUUGGGGAGGUCAUCCUGGACAAUCUCUUUGAGGCCUCUGACCUGUCCCGGGAGACCUCCAUUUGGAAGGACAUCCAGUACGCCACUAGUGAAAGUGUGGACCUGGGAGAGAUCAUGUUCUCGCUCUGCUACCUGCCCACAGCAGGCAGGCUCACCCUCACAGUGAUCAAGUGUCGUAAUCUCAAGGCAAUGGACAUCACAGGCUACUCAGAUCCCUACGUCAAAGUGUCCCUGCUGUGUGACGGUCGGAGACUGAAAAAGAAGAAAACAACCAUAAAAAAGAAUACCCUCAACCCUGUCUACAACGAGGCCAUCAUCUUUGACAUCCCCCCAGAAAAUAUGGACCAAGUGAGCCUGCUCAUCUCCGUUAUGGACUAUGAUAGAGUUGGCCACAAUGAGAUCAUAGGAGUCUGUAGAGUGGGGAUCAAUGCUGAAGGCCUGGGCAGGGACCACUGGAAUGAGAUGCUGGCAUACCCACGGAAGCCUAUUGCACACUGGCACUCCUUGGUGGAGGUAAAGAAAUCCUUCAAAGAGUGGCAGGGCCGAGCUGCCAGCUUCGACAGUGAGAGCUCAUGCCCAUCUCCGAAACCACCUCCGACACCAUGAGCCGCACAGCCGAGCCACACAAACGGGACUCAGCAACGUUCUUUUCACACUUGUUCGGGUCGUCUAAACACAGUGUUUGUGCAGUCUCGGUGAUGGCCGCCGCAGCAGCCACUGCCUGCAGCCCAUGGUCUUCACUGCUCCCGUGCAGGGCAAGGCCGAGACACUCGUCCUUUGUGAUCAGACCUGUCUUAGUCUUUUCUGUCUCCCAAGGUGAUGUUUUCGUGGUUUUUCCGCUUUGUUGGGGUCUGCUGUCGAGAAAGAAAGAAAAACACAAUGGUUAGAGAUAUAAAACAGAGUGGAGAGCCCAGAAGUGGGUUCUGGGAAUUGCAAUGUAAAACAAGCGGUCUCUUGGGGAAAGGCAGACUGAAUCUGAAAGUGUGCCUCCACCAAGAGCUCACCCCUGGAGCUGUGACCCUGUUUUCAGCGUCCUGCAAGAAUGGGACCUAUCAAUCUCAGAGCCUGUCUGAGGUGGAUUGUUCUUCUUGGGAGCUCUUUACUGCUGUGACACAAGCCAAGACGUGGUCCUCUUGUCCCAUGUUGAAAUCAUGAGACCUCUGCCAUGUUUGUGACUCUGUGGGAGAUCUCUGCUCCCCUCUUUCCCCAACUGGAAACGUUUUGAUUCCUCGCGGGAACUUAGCACUUUCCUUAGGAACGGUCCCGCUGAAACUAACCACGCCAUAUGUUUUCCAACACGCCACAGUUAAUGAUCACAUUUGUUUGAAAACACGAGCUUAGUUCUCAAAAAUAACCUUCAUUGUAAAGAAAGGAGGCGCAUAUGUUCCAGAAUGAUUUCUGUGUUAUACAUAGCUUUAUAAUUCCACAAAGCACCAAGCAGCUGCUUAAAAUGCCUAAACAGAGCAAAGAAAAAUCUAGAAAACGUGUUCUUAUCUGAAUGGGGCAUUUUGAAAUCCAAACCACAUUUUUAAGUCUGCCUGUCUGUGAAGAGCCUCCUGUUAGCUGGAACCCAGUCAGCCAGAGACUAGUUCCGACUCUGGGUCACUAACUUACCUUAAACUUUAGUUCUAUUAACUAGUAAGUAUUCUGUGUUGUUUGUUUCUGUCUCAGUGAGAGGAUCUUCGCUUGUUUUUCUAUUAGAUCUCUACCUUAGGCCAAAUUCAGUUUAGAAAACAAAAACAAAUGACUGUAUUUAUAAUAGCACAUUCCUACUGAGUGACUAGUGGCCUUCCCACUAUGUCCUGGAAGCAGGGUGAUCUGCUCAGUCUAAAGCAAACACAUGAAGGUGAGUUACCACUCCAACUUGGGGCUACACGGUACCAAUUUUCAGCGCUGUAAGACUUGCAGGAAGCCAGUCAGCUGGGGAAAACCCCUUCUUUCUUUCAAGCUACCCUCAUCCCUUGUGUCUUACUCUCUACAUAUGCCCCAUACUAUAGGAGUAGCGAUUUAAUAACGUAGCCCCAUUUUAAGCCAAGCCACCAAGUUUCUCUGCUGAUCUAACCUUAGGCCAUUGUCUGCUAUCCGGAGGAGUGGUCAGAUUGGAAUGAGCCAAGAGGAUAUUGUGGAAGAGAAACAGUCCACUUUUUUAGUAAACGUAGAUAAGUCUAGACUCCACUGAGUAUGAGCCUUGGGCUAGGGGCUGGUGUGUAAAGCUCUUUCUCCCCAAAUAUCUUGAUAUGCCUUUCUACUCAGGCAGUCCCCUAUUCGGAAGUAUUCUUAAGAUGGAGAAAACCCACAAGGUCAUGACAAGCGUCCCACUUCAUUGAGUUUCUUGACUCUAGCUGGGCCGCACCGAGGCUACCAUUGCAGCCAUACAGCCGGGCAACUGGGGAGGGGACCAUUGAGUUUUCUGGGUCAUAAGGAACAUGACCCAGUGUGAGCACUCCAUCCUCCCAGAAGUGAGUUCCAAAUGCAUGCCCAGGCAGGUGGGAUGCUCCGUUCUAAGCUUUUAGAGAGGAGGGUGUGGUCUGCAUGAAUUAUGGAAUAACACUGCCUGUCUGAGAGACCCUUCUAUGUCAUAGAUAAUCUCUCCCAUAAGUGAACAUCCCACGGUUUCAGGAAACCAUGCUCUGGUCAACCUCUUUAGUUCCAUCAGCUUUGGUAUACAUUAGGCAUGGAAGCCCACUCCAUGAAGGCUUUUAGCUCCCGGGUUCCCUCCCCUCAAGUCUCCACCGAGUGAGGCCAGAUCAGUCCUCCUCAUCCUGAAGCAUGAAUGAUAUGCACAGGCUUCUUCUUUCAUCUGUCCAGGAUCCCUCCCUCACAGAUGAGAACUCGUGGGAAACUGAUGCAGAAUAGACUGGAAUUCAAAGCUGACUGGCUUGUUGGCUUCCCCUAGUGCAAGGAACCCCUUGGGGAUGGCGGUAAGCUUUGCUGAAGUUGUGAUAACCCAGGUCAUUUGCACAUAGUUUGCAAAAGACACCAGAUUCUCCUUUCCUUCAUUUUGCAGUGAUUCUUGGCUGAGAGAUGCUCCCCUCCCCCUCUGCACUUACCCAGGAUGUUAAUUAAUUGUAUCAUCAUUUUAAAAAAUUAUGUUGUUAAUUACUGCUUUGUGUCUCCCACCCCUGUCACAGCCUGGAGUUUUUAUUCAAUUAAAUCUCUGUCUCUUGCCCA
Onychomys torridus (southern grasshopper mouse) is the source of this 4466-nucleotide messenger RNA. RefSeq names its product synaptotagmin 6 (gene Syt6). The transcript is spliced from 7 exons. Gene Ontology annotation, cellular component: membrane. Gene Ontology annotation, biological process: calcium-ion regulated exocytosis; cellular response to calcium ion; regulation of calcium ion-dependent exocytosis. Lineage: Eukaryota; Metazoa; Chordata; Mammalia; Rodentia; Cricetidae. The record is from RefSeq and is a predicted model, not a curated record. Gene Ontology annotation, molecular function: calcium-dependent phospholipid binding; phosphatidylserine binding; calcium ion binding. Bases 570 to 1901 code for a protein of 443 amino acids.